AUGUCCUCAAAAGGUACUGCUGCAGGUAAAGAAAAGGUUCAAAUUAAGAAAGAUCAGGAAGUAAUUACUACUGCUGAUCAAGAAGUGCAAGACCAUCCAUCAGACAAAGAAUAUGUUAAAGAUCUUGUUUCACUCAAAUACUCCGAUAAUUUGGAAGCACCCCUUAUUUAUCAAGAUAAUAAUAAUGAUAGACAAUUAGUCAACAACAAAGCUGCUAAUAAUCAGAUCCAAAAACUUUGUAAUGAAAUAUUAUUGAAGAAUGUCGUUGAAUCUUCAUCAAGAAACAUUGAAAAUUUGAAAAAAGAUAUUAUUUCAAGUAUCAAAAGUUACUUCAAUAUUGAAAGUAAUUUCCAGUGGAAGUCGUUAGCUGAUACAGAUUCAGACAUGGAGUUCUGA
Molecule: messenger RNA, 396 nt
Organism: Hansenula ciferrii
Lineage: Eukaryota; Fungi; Ascomycota; Saccharomycetes; Phaffomycetales; Wickerhamomycetaceae
Exons: 2
Coding region: 1-396 (131 amino acids)
Source: RefSeq, a predicted model, not a curated record